Arabis nemorensis is the source of this 312-nucleotide messenger RNA. NCBI's taxonomy places the organism in Eukaryota, Viridiplantae, Streptophyta, Magnoliopsida, Brassicales, Brassicaceae. The record is from the annotation of a GenBank genome assembly.
AUGGUGAUGGUGGUUCUCAACCGUUUUCGGUGGUCUCUGGUUUCUAUUGGUGAGGCGUGUUCUGAUUUGGUUUCUCUUCAACUGGAUUUCUCCUCCUCAAAUCUGGCGGUUUAUAGGUUUGGGAUAUGGUCUCUGGUUCAGUGGUCGGGUAAACCUGCACUUAACCAGCCUAACAACAAUGACCACCCAAGAACAACCAAGGAUACCGUUGAUGUGUCUGUCUCAGGUGGGGGACGAGAACGACGCAUAUCAGUUGGGGCAAGGUCAGAGGAAGCUUGCAAGCUUCUCCAACCUGAACUGUUACCAGGAUGA